Gekko japonicus is the source of this 783-nucleotide messenger RNA. RefSeq lists its product as uncharacterized. The coding region runs from base 1 to 783 and encodes 260 amino acids. The record is from RefSeq and is a predicted model, not a curated record. NCBI's taxonomy places the organism in Eukaryota, Metazoa, Chordata, Lepidosauria, Squamata, Gekkonidae. The transcript has 8 exons. Gene Ontology annotation, molecular function: protein binding.
AUGACUGAGAAAACAAAUUCUUGUGAGAAGGUGCUCACAGCACAAGGCCGAGGACGGUACUUCCUGCGUCAGGCUUUGAGUGGGAAAUUACUGGCUGUGGCUAUUCAGCAGCUAGGCAGAGCUCCCAAGCUGCUUGAGGUGUGUGUGACCUAUGAAACUGUCCCCUGCAAAGAACUAGGAAUGGUGCUCAGAUACUUGGAUGGACGGAUUUUCAUCAUAGACCUGCUUCCACAGAGCCAGGCAGAGGUAGAUGAGAUUGUGCUGGUUGGAGAUGUAAUUGAUGAGAUAAAUGGAUUUUCAUUGAGGAAUGCAUACAAUGGACAGGCUGGAACGGUGCUACAGAAGCUAAAGGGCAAGCCACUGAGCUUCCGGCUAAUUCGGUGGAAAUGGCAAGAUGGAGGGACGUACGCGCCACUGCUGCCCUACCUGAAAGUACUCAGGGAGAAAAUCCCCAGCUUUCAACUCCAGCAUGAACACACACACAAAGAACAGACUGAGGGCUGGUGCCUGCAGGGGGGCAGGUUGCUGUACAAUCUAUGGUACUUAGGCCAAGUCAAUGUAGGAAAGCAUGGAGGCAAAGAAGUGCUAGACCGAGGCAUCCAGACGGUUUUAGAAAAACAUUUACCACCACAGGAGAUUUUAUUUGAUGUAAAAGAAACCGAAGUCCUUGUGCUACAGAAAAUUUCUUCAAAGCUGUUGGAUUUAAACACACUGAAUGGUUUGUUUGAUGGCGAUGCAAUGGCUUUGCUUCUGGCAGUGACCUACUUUUUGGAACCUCACUAG